Trichomonas vaginalis G3 is the source of this 744-nucleotide messenger RNA. RefSeq lists its product as uncharacterized. The coding region runs from base 1 to 744 and encodes 247 amino acids. The record is from RefSeq and is a predicted model, not a curated record. The transcript has a single exon. Lineage: Eukaryota; Parabasalia; Trichomonadida; Trichomonadidae.
AUGCCUAUCGUCGACUCAAAAAAAUUUCAUGGUAUCAAAAACAGACUCAAAAUAUUCUUUAAUACUUUAUUGGAUAAGCAUAUUUCCAAAGAACAGAAGCUAUUUUAUUGGCUCCACGCCGUAGAUCAUCUAAUUGGAAAUCAUUCACCAGAAUAUUGUUUACAUUCCACAAAAGAUGAAGAAAAAGAACAUUUUAUAUGGACAGCUGGACUUGAAAACGAAAAUGCAAGAAAUCAUCUACUCGAAUUUUUAAAAGAUUCCGGAUCAGUUUUUCAAAUUGUUAAUCCGAAUUAUGCAACUCAUAUAAAUGAGUCAUAUAAUGCUCGAUCAUGCCGUUUUAAUCCAAAACAUACAAAUUAUCUCAGUUCAUAUGAAGGCAGAACAGAUAUUGCUACAAUUUACCACAAUGAAGGAUAUCAAGGAUUACUUGAACUACGUAAUUUAUCAGGAAUUAAGCCAAUUCAUCCUAUCCUUCGGGAUUCUCUUAUUGAAGAGCACAAAGAAAAAAAGUUGCGCUCGGAACGAGAAAAGACAGAAGAAUAUCGAUCUGCGCGCUCAGAAAGACGAAAGUCAAGAAAAUUGAUUGUAAAAGGAAAAGGAGAUUACGGAAAUGGACAAGAUGUGGAAAUAAUUUCAAAUGAAUCACAAAAUUCUUCAGAAAUUCCAAAGUAUGUAAUUGCUGGAAUGCCUCAAGAAAAGAGGGAACCGUUUCCAUUACCUCAAAUUCAUGGUUUUCAAGAAUAA